AUGCCAUCUCUUGAGAAAAUGCCAGAUACAACAACGACGGAGUCGCAACAAAUACCAUCAACCCGUGAAUCUAUUUCUGGAAAUAAUUGUGAUGCAGCUCAAAAUAUCAUUUCUGAAGUGGCAUCAAACAUUUCAAGGGACUGGAAAAUCAGUGAAGUUCUAUCUUCUGAUAGGACCGAGGAAGUUCAAAAAAAUGAAACAAUUUCGAAUGUAUACGUGGAAACAGUUGGGGAAGAAACUACAUCCACUUCUAUUAUUUCAGAACUUCAAUGUCGAACACCUAUCGUAGCUUCAAAACAACACCAAACUUUGACUCUAUCAACAAUGAAGAGCAAAGUUCCGUUCCACGAAAGUGAAUUACCAUCAUCACCAACUGAAUUAGCUUGUUAUGUGAGAACAUAUGCUGACGAAAUUUCUUUCCUUGUUAAUGAACAAUAUUGCGAUACAUCGCAUUUGUGCGAAAACUGCUAUUCAAUGCGAAUGGAAUUGGAAAGAUUAGCUAAUAAGUUGGAGUCCAUAGCAAAGAGCAAAGAGGUAAAAGUGAAAGCAAUUCAUUCCGUAACAAAAGAUUUAUCAGCUAAUGAAGAAAUAGAGCAAAAAUUAAAUAUUCAUGAGCAACUAAUUGAGGAGAAAAAGAGGUCCGAUGAACUGCAAUCAGCGAAUGAGAUCCUUUCUAAAAAUUUGGAAAAAGAAGAAAAUUUGAGGAAACUAAAAGAAAAAGAAUUGGAAGAUUUCAAGUUUUUAUUCGAAGAUUCGAUUAUCGAACAGUCGAAAAAAAUCGAAGAAUUGGAAUCCAGAAAUGAGCAAUUGAUGAAAGCUCUGCAAAAACAAGGACAGAUGUCGUUUAUUGAACCAAAACAGUUGAAAGAAGAAAAAGACAGAAAAUUAGAAGGAAGUGAAUUUGACAAAUCUAUCGAUACUGAGGAAUUUACUAUUCCAAACGUACAAGUGGAAACAGAGCUUCCGAAUGCAAAAGGAGAAAGCGAUGAGCCUGGAAUGAAAUUAGAUGGAGUAGAAAGCGAAAAUACAGAGGCAAUCGAGUUGCUGAACAACAUAGUUAAAAGCGGUUCGCUUACUUCCAUGCAAAAUAAAAUUGAAGAAAUUCUAGCUAUUUGUCAAAAUCAAAGUCAAAAGCAAUUCCAGAACGAUAUAAUGGAAGAAUCGACUAAUACAGUGAUUAUGAAUAAUCAGAAAAUAGAAGCAAUCGCCGCUGAAAAUAAGAAUUUCGGCACAAUGAAUAAUUUGAGUUAUAAACUGGAUCGAUGUUGCGAUGCAAUAGAAUUUCAAAAUUCACAAAUCAAAGCCCUAGAAAAUAAUUUGAUUAGCGCCAACGAAGAAACCAAAAAAGCGACCAUUGUCACAGUUUUAUUGAUCGAAAAAAAUUCAUUGGCCGACGAGAAUUUCGCUGAGGAAAGGCGAUUGUUGAUGCGACAAACUGUGGAAAAGGCGUUGAAAAAUUACGAUCGGAUUAUUGAAACACAUAAGGCAGAAGAGGGCGAAAAAACUGAUGCAAUUUGUUCGAAGAUUUUUGAAGUAAUGAAAGCAAUAGAGAAUCAGAAGAACCUAUUUCUACAUACUUCGCAGAAUACCGAAGAGAAAUUUUUCUCGAAGAUUGAACAGGAAAGAGCUAAAUGGGAAAAAACGGUGGAAAUUUUCAAUGAAAAAUUAACAUCGAUGGUCGAUAAUUUGCAAAAUGACGCACAUAACAUGGAGAGAAAAAUUGAUGGCUCAAAGCUUUUUAAUGAAGAAAUGAUAAAAAUGAAUACGAUUAACGUGGAACUUGCAAAAACGCUAAAAGUGAUGGAGGAAAAAUAUAGCAAACUUGAGGCGGAAUUCAAUAUUGUAAAGCAAAAAUGGCAAGAAGACUUGGCUUUUAGUAAAAAUAAACUUCAUAAGAUUAGGCAGAAAAAUGGAAUAUUGAAGAAAACCAUUCAGAGCCUUGAAGGAAAACUGAACAAAUCAGAAAAAGGAAUGAAAGAAAUGAAGGAGCGAUGUGAAGAAAAGGAAAGAAUAAUGAAUGAGAGAAUAGAAAACUUCGACACGGACGACGAUGAUGAAGAAAACAUGGUUGUGGCAAAACAGAGAAUAAAAUUAUUACUGCUCGAUAACAAUAGACUUGGAGACGCUUGUGAUGAAGCCGAUGAAGAAAUCGAAAAAUUAAAGAAUGAACUGGAAAACUUAAAAGCUAAACUGGCAAAUCUUGAAGAAGAAAAGUGCCCUUCCAGUAAUUUUGAAGAUCAAACAGAUUCGUUUGAUUCUGCAAAAAAGCAUUUAAAACCGAAAGCAAACUGGCUAAACUUAGCGGAUUCACUGGAGUCGCUAAAAUCAGGUCAAAGCACUACUAGCCAGCAAUAUAAUUGUAAUGUACAAGAGGAAAUGCUAAUGGAUUUGCUAAAUGAAAUUCCAAUAGAAGGUGAAUCAGAAGUUUCUGAAAUAAGCGAAAUAAGCGAAGAAAACGAUUACAGUACAUUAUAA
Molecule: messenger RNA, 2475 nt
Organism: Dracunculus medinensis (Guinea worm)
Lineage: Eukaryota; Metazoa; Nematoda; Chromadorea; Rhabditida; Dracunculidae
Source: the annotation of a GenBank genome assembly